Messenger RNA from Trichobilharzia szidati, 930 nucleotides. The record is from the annotation of a GenBank genome assembly. NCBI's taxonomy places the organism in Eukaryota, Metazoa, Platyhelminthes, Trematoda, Strigeidida, Schistosomatidae.
AUGUCCCACGAUGGGGAUGCCCUUCAUCUGGGGACAGCAUUAACCAGAAGUCCUCCGGCAUUAACUACUGGAAGACCAUGUCUUGCUGGUACUCAAACACUGAAGCAUCAACAAGCCGAAGAGAAACGAAUCAAUCUGAAUUUGACCAAUGAACGCUUCUUUAGUUUGAAUGAUCGUCAGUGUACUCAGGAAUCCAGUGGAAUCGGCCACAUGUUGUCUGACCAGGGUAAUUCAAGUUAUUUUGAGAAUGCAAACAAGUGUGAAGCUAAUUUACUUUGGCCUGGACAAGGUCAAGUAAAACUGGAGGAAGAUACCAGUGACAUGAGUAUAGAGAAGAGUGAUGAAUUUAUAAAUGGUUCAGGUAAUAGCAGUAACAGUAAUAGUAAUAAUCUGGAGGAUCCAGUUGUCAAAUCAGAGUAUCGACCUCUUGGAGCUCAAGCAAAGGACUUUAGUGUAGCUGUAACAGCUUCACCUUCGAGCUCAGGAAGGUCAACACUUCAUUACGCCUCUGAUGACGAGUUCGAUUACGAUUCAAUGGUUGAGCAGACACAUAAGAUUGCCAGUGAGGAUUUUCAGACACUGGACGAUAAUCUAACAUUUAUAGCACAGUAUGUGAAACAGUUGACAGGCUGUGGUGAGUCAAGAAAAUCGACAUCAACAACAACUGCAGAUAAUCGUAUUAGAAAUGCACCGUCAACCCAUAAAGUUACAACAGCAAACAAGCCACAAUAUCAACAACAACAGCAACAACCACCAUCUCAGUCGAUACGCACAUCACUACCACAUCCUGUUCAUAACCAAGACGACUGUCAGCCUCAAAAACUACAACAGCUACAACAAUUGUAUCAAAGUGCAGUUUGGUUAUUGUCAACGAGGAACAAUACUGAGAUUGGAAAAGGUAAUUUAAGGUUGGUUGCCACUUAUUUAUAA